CACAACACCCAGGAGGGCAGCAGCAGGCAGGCAGCUCCACUCACCAAAAUCUGGCCCCACACACAGCAGGACUGUGGGAAGGAACUCCCUCUCCAUGGCUUCCUUGGGGCAGAUCAUCUUUUGGAGUAUUAUUAACAUCAUCAUCAUCCUGGCUGGGGCCAUCGCACUCAUCAUUGGCUUUGGCAUUUCAGGCAAGCACUUCAUCACGGUCACGACCUUCACCUCAGCUGGAAACAUUGGAGAGGAUGGGACCCUGAGCUGCACUUUUGAACCUGACAUCAAACUCAACGGCAUCGUCAUCCAGUGGCUGAAAGAAGGCAUCAAAGGUUUGGUCCACGAGUUCAAAGAAGGCAAAGAUGACCUCUCACAGCAGCAUGAGAUGUUCAGAGGCCGCACAGCAGUGUUUGCCGAUCAGGUGGUAGUUGGCAAUGCUUCCCUGAGACUGAAAAACGUGCAGCUCACGGAUGCUGGCACCUACACAUGUUACAUCCGCACCUCGAAAGGCAAGGGGAAUGCAAACCUUGAGUAUAAGACCGGAGCCUUCAGUAUGCCAGAGAUAAAUGUGGACUAUAAUGCCAGUUCAGAGAGUUUACGCUGUGAGGCUCCUCGGUGGUUCCCCCAGCCCACAGUGGCCUGGGCAUCUCAAGUCGACCAAGGAGCCAACUUCUCAGAAGUCUCCAACACCAGCUUUGAGUUGAACUCUGAGAAUGUGACCAUGAAGGUCGUAUCUGUGCUCUACAAUGUCACAAUCAACAACACAUACUCCUGUAUGAUUGAAAACGACAUUGCCAAAGCUACCGGGGACAUCAAAGUGACAGAUUCAGAGGUCAAAAGGCGUAGUCAGCUGCAGCUGCUGAACUCCGGGCCUUCCCUGUGUGUUUCUUCUUCUGCCUUUGCGGCUGGCUGGGCAUUCCUAUCUCUCUCCUGUUGCCUGAUGCUAAGAUGAGGGGCCCUGGCCACACAAAAGCAUGCAACGUUGCUGGUCCAACAGAAUCCCGGGGAACUACAGAAAUAUUUUCCACAAGACAUGACCUAGUUUUAUAUUUCUAGAAGAAGAUGAAAUCAUGUCUAGAAGUCUGGAGUGAGCAGACAGGAACAAGAUGCGGAAGGAAAACAAAAGUGACCCACAGACACCCCCGAUCGGAACAAGAUGGACCUAGAAAAGAAUUCAACCAAACUAGAGUGUACUAAGCAUGCUGUUACAAUGUGUGUAGAGUAGAUGUCCUCCCACAUCUCAGGAGCCUCCCCCGGGCCACCAGCUCCUGAGUUAGGAUGGGCUGUUAUGAUGUCACUCUGAAGGUUCCUGGAUGGUUCCUACUGCCAUAUACUCAUUUUAUAUUCAGCACAUUAAACCAUAGUGAAUGC
This is a messenger RNA of Mus caroli (Ryukyu mouse), 1365 nucleotides long. RefSeq names its product V-set domain containing T cell activation inhibitor 1 (gene Vtcn1). Gene Ontology annotation, molecular function: signaling receptor binding. NCBI's taxonomy places the organism in Eukaryota, Metazoa, Chordata, Mammalia, Rodentia, Muridae. Gene Ontology annotation, cellular component: external side of plasma membrane. The record is from RefSeq and is a predicted model, not a curated record. Gene Ontology annotation, biological process: T cell receptor signaling pathway; regulation of cytokine production.